This is a messenger RNA of Arabidopsis thaliana (thale cress), 1552 nucleotides long. RefSeq names its product ubiquitin system component Cue. The record is from RefSeq and is marked reviewed. NCBI's taxonomy places the organism in Eukaryota, Viridiplantae, Streptophyta, Magnoliopsida, Brassicales, Brassicaceae. Gene Ontology annotation, molecular function: ubiquitin binding. The transcript is spliced from 4 exons. The coding region runs from base 637 to 1164 and encodes 175 amino acids.
GCCUGGCCUUUAAGAUAAAGAAAAGGAAACCCAAUCGAAAACCUAAAACCCGAUUAGAUUUUCUUAGAUACGAAACCUCUCUUACGACGCUCCUUCCUCAAUCUCUCUCGAUCGUCGGAGAUUCUUUCUUCAAGAGUCAUCUUCUUCUUCUUCUCCUUCUCCCUAAACCCUAAUUUAUCGCGUUUGGAUCGAAUCAGCUGUCAAUUCUUGUUUUGGUUUUCACGGCCAGGGCCAUGUCUGCCGUAUAUUGCGGAACCAAGAGAUCUUACUUCGACGAUAAUUCUUCUCCGCCCUCUUCUAAGAGGUUCCGAUGUUUUUCGCCUUCCAAUUCUCCAAUCUGGUCCUCUCCUCCUUCCUCAUCGCUCGAUCAGCUUCACUCUGCGUUUCCUCAUAUUGAACUCACGGUAGGUCUUCCUUCUAUUCAAUCCACACAGAUCUAGCUUUACCUUGUUCGCAUCUUGUACUAGAAAUCUCACUGACUAGGCAUUUGUUGACCUCAAAUUACGCAUCUGUCUCCGAUAUCUCUCUUCUUCUUCUUCUUCACCGCCUGUAAAUUGAGCAUCGAAAAUUCACGUCUCGGUUGCACAGGUUCUCGUCAAGGCACUAGAAGAUAAUGGAAGUGAUUUUAAUGCUGCUAUGAAGAGCUUAUACUCUUUCGCAUCUUCUGAGGAGAAGAAAGCUGAAGAAUUGGCCGCAGGAGGUGCUGCUACUCAGGAAACUGAUGCCGUUUGUGGUGGAAACCCCCCGACCAGUGGUGAUGACUGGGUUGAAUUGUUAGUCAGGGAAGUGUUACAAUCGUCUGGUACAGAUGAUGCAAAAGUACGUGCAGCAAGAGUCCUUGAGGCCUUAGAGAAGAUGUUAAGUGCACGUGCUCGUGAAGAAGCUGGAAACAAAUUCCAAGAGGAGAAAGUGGCAGUGCAGCAACAGGUGGAGACCUUGGUGAAGGACAACACAGUCCUCAAACGUGCUGUUGCUAUCCAGCAUGAGCGGCAGAAGGCAUUGGAGGAUGCGAACCAUCAGCUAGGACUUUUGAAGCAACUGGUUCCUCAGUAUCAGGAAAAGCUUAGAAAUCUGGAGGUGAACAAUUACGCGUUGAGAAUGCAGCUGCAGCAAGUGGAACAUGGCAACUCAAUGCCAGCAAGAUUCAAUCCGGACGUCUUCUAAAGCUCUCCAAGAAGACAAGGACACUUGCAGAGGAGGAGAAGGCAAUAAACGAAAGUAGAGGGAGAGAGAGAGAGAGAGCGAUAUCAAACUACAAAACAAAAGUGCUUUUGCAUUGUAAUACUGUGUAGUCAGGACAAACAAACAUUCUGUUUCCUUUCCUUUUUUUUUUAUAUAUUUCUUUGGUUUGCUGCUGUUUGUCUCAGGCGCAUUUAUUUUGGAAAUCAAGGAUGUGUUUUGGUACAUAGGGCUGUAUAAUUUGACAUUGUUCUGAAAAUUCGAAUCGGAUCAACCAUUAGUAGUAUAUGAUAUGAAUGAAUGAUUUUACCUGUAAGAAAUAAGCAAACGAGACUUUUGGGUUACGGCAAAAGAAGUGAUGGAAGAGAAAAAU